Myodes glareolus (Bank vole) is the source of this 7917-nucleotide messenger RNA. RefSeq names its product tectonin beta-propeller repeat containing 2 (gene Tecpr2). Gene Ontology annotation, molecular function: protein binding. NCBI's taxonomy places the organism in Eukaryota, Metazoa, Chordata, Mammalia, Rodentia, Cricetidae. The record is from RefSeq and is a predicted model, not a curated record.
UCCUGUCUCAGCCCGUCGGGUCUCCGCAGUCGCGUCGCCGUCCCUCUGGCAGCCACCGCGCGCGGCGCGUCUGUCACAGCCCGCGUCCGUGCCGGGCACCGGGCGUCGCAGCGUUCGUACACUGCCCGGAGCCGCGGCGGCGCCCCAGCUCCCCUUGCUCCUCCUCUCCUGCCCCACCCUGCAUCCCUCUCGCGGCGGGCUCCAGGCUCCAGGCUGGAGAUUGACGUUUCUUUCUGUUCUGUCCCUCCAACCCUCAGCAGGAACCCUUCCAUUCGCCCACCAGCGCCAAGCAGCUGGCUUGGGCGUCCACUAGGAGUUCAAAUGUGAAGGGUAUCGUUUUGUCAUUGACUGAAAAGAUCAUUUGCAGCCAAGAUUUUAGAAACUUUUGGAGAAGGGAGCUGCGGAAAAGCUGGGUCCUAGCCUGCAGGUUUCCCUAGAUGAUGAAUAAGCAUUCCUUCUGCCUGAAGAACACCUGUGGAAACCUUGACCAUGGCAUCGAUAUCAGAACCUGUAACAUUCCGAGAAUUCUGCCCUUUGUACUAUCUCCUCAAUGCCAUUCCCACAAAGAUCCAGAGGGGCUUUCGCUCUAUUCUGGUCUACCUCACAGCUCUGGAUGCCAACGGGGACUACAUUGCGGUGGGCAGCAGCAUCGGCAUGCUCUACUUGUACUGUCGGCACCUCAACCAGAUGAAGAAGUACAACUUUGAAGGAAAGACAGAGUCUAUCACUGUGGUGAAGUUGCUGAGCUGCUUUGAUGACCUUGUGGCAGCAGGCACCGCCUCUGGGAGGGUUGCUGUUUUCCAGCUUGUGUCUUCCUUGCCGGGGAGGAACAAGCAGCUUCGGAGAUUUGAUGUCACUGGUGUUCACAAAACCAGCAUUACAGCUCUGGCUUGGAGCCCCAAUGGGAUGAAGCUGUUCUCCGGAGAUGACAAGGGGAAGAUCGUCUACUCCUCUCUCGACCUAGACCAGGGUAUCUGCAACUCACACCUUGUGCUGGAGGAGCCGUCAUCCAUUGUGCAGCUGGAUUACAGCCAGAGAGUGCUGCUCGUGUCCACCUUGCAGAGGAGCCUGCUCUUCUACACCGAGGAAAAGGCUGUCAAGCAGAUUGGAUCCCAGCCAAGGAAAAGUACUGGGAAAUUUGGUGCUUGUUUUAUACCAGGACUGUGUAAGCAAAGUGACCUAACCCUGUAUGCAGCCCGGCCUGGGCUCCGGCUGUGGAAGGCUGAUGUCCAUGGGACCGUUCAAGCCACGUUUAUCCUCAAGGAUGUCUUUGCUGGAGGAGUCACACCUUUUGAGCUCUACCCACGUCUGGAGCCCUCUGAUGGGGGAAGUUGCAGCUCUCCUGAGAAACACCUGGGGCUCGUUUCAUGCUUCUUCCGGGAAGGCUGGGUGUUGAGCUGGAAUGAGUACAGUAUCUAUCUUCUGGACACCGUCAACCAGGCCACCAUUGCUGGUUUGGAAGGACUGGGUGAUAUUGUGUCUGUUUCCUGCACAGAAAAUGAAAUCUUUUUCCUAAAGGGAGAUAGGAACAUUAUAAGGAUUUCAAGCAGGCCUGAAGGGCUGGCAUCCAUAGCAAGAGAUGGUCUGGAGACACGAUGUUCAGAGCAGGUCCGUGGGCAGCAUUUGGAAAAGUCACUUGGGGACACUGUUUGUGAGACAAGGCUUCGAGGCUCUUCUGUGGCCAGUUCUGUGGCCAGUGAGCAGCGGAGCAGGAGCAGUUCAUUCAACUCCACGGACAGUGGCUCUGGGCUGCUGUUGCCCGGACUUCAGGCCCCCCCUGAGCUGGACCAGGGUGGCCCGCCAUCCUCACAGAGAUUCAGUGUUAUCAGCUCUGAAGACUUUGACCAGGAGCUUAUUGUGAAACCCAUCAAAGUGAAGAAGAGGAGGAGGAAGAGAAAGACAGAAGGUGGAACCAAGAGCACCUGCCAAAGUUCCCUCGAGUCAACUCCCUGCUCCGAGUUCCCUGGUGACAGCCCCCAGUCCUUGAACACAGACCUCUUGUCCAUGACCUCAAGUGCUCUGGGAAGUAGUGUGGAUCAGUUGAGCACAGGAUCUCCAGACCAGGAGAGCAACCCCAGUGCUGAGGUGAAUGGGAUCAUUCAGGAAGACAGUGGCCCUGAAGCAUUCAGUGUUCUGGAGGUUCCUGAAUCUGCCACUGACCCAGUGGAUGAAGAAAACGGUACUGGAAAGGAAACUUACCAGUGUGACCACACACAGGACAUGGGCCUGCUCAAUGGAGUGUUGAAUUUACCCUUUCAGCCAGGGGAGGAUGGGGGAGGUGAUGACAUCAUCUCAGGACCCAAAGAGGAGCCUGGUGCUGCUGACGGUGUAGCAGUACAUACAGAGGUAUGCCUGUGGAAACAGGACAGCUCUGCUGAGGCACAGGAGGUGAACACCGUGGAGUUCAGUGACCCCCAGAGCACUUUUCUGGACUCACUUACAGUACCUUCCAGCCUCAGCUGGCCCCCAGGCGCCGAGCAAUGGCUGCCUGGGCUUGGAGUUUAUGAAGUCAGCACUGAGGAGGCCAGCCCAGAACCAAACAUCCUGGCCCAUGUGGAGGGCCCUAGCCACCCAAGCUCAAAUCCUUGGCAUGUAGUCACCAAUAAUGAUAAAAAUCACAAAGAAAUACCUACCUCUGAAUGUGACAUAGGAAAUGUGGAAGGCCAGGUGACUCCUCUUGUCUCUGCCUUCGUGGCCAGUGCCCAUGAGCAUUGGCUGGACAAAUCUUUCCAGGACCAGGCAGUGACAUCCAGUGAUGAGGAAGACAUUUAUGCCCAUGGACUCCCAUCUUCAUUCUCAGAGACAAGUGUGACAGACCUUGGAGCUGGUCGCUCUUUGCAGGACCUGAGCCAACCAGGGACUGAUGACACCACUCUGCUCAAGACAGAUCAGUUUGCAGAGAGCUGGAUGGGCUACUCGGGACCUGGCUAUGGCAUCCUCAGCUUGGCGGUCUCGGAAAAGUUUAUCUGGUGUCUGGACUACAAAGGUGGCCUAUUCUGCAGUGCCCUGCCUGGUGCAGGGCUGCGCUGGCAAAGGUUUGAAGAUGCUGUCCAGCAGGUGGCAGUCUCUCCCUCAGGGGCCCUUCUCUGGAAGAUUGAACAGAAAUCUAACCGUGCUUUUGCUUGUGGCAAAGUGACCAUCAAGGGAAAGCGGCACUGGUAUGAGGCUCUGCCCCAGGCUGUGUUUGUGGCCCUGAGUGAUGACACAGCCUGGAUCAUCAGGACCAAUGGAGAUCUGUACCUUCAGACAGGUCUCAGUGUGGAUCGGCCCUGUGCCCGAGCUGUGAGGGUUGACUGCCCCUACCCGCUGUCCCAGAUCACGACGCGGAACAAUGUGGUGUGGGCACUGACGGAGCAGAGAGCCCUCCUGUACCGGGAGGGCGUGAGUAGCUUCUGUCCUGAAGGGGAACAGUGGAAGUGUGAUAUUGUCAGUGAAAGGCAAACUCUGGAGCCUGUCUGCAUAACUCUCGGGGAUCAGCAUACUCUCUGGGCAUUGGACAUUCAUGGAAAGCUAUGGUUCAGAACUGGCGUGAUUCCCAAGAAGCCUCAAGGGGAUGAUGACCAUUGGUGGCAGGUGAGCAUCACGGACUAUGUGGUGUUUGACCAGUGCAGCUUGUUCCAGACCAUCAUGCAUGCCACACACUCAGUAGCGACAGCAGCUCAAGCCCCUGUGGAAAAGGUAGCAGAUAAGUUGCGCAUGGCAUUUUGGUCUCAGCAGCUUCAGUGCCAGCCCAGCCUACUAGGGGUUAACAACAGUGGUGUCUGGAUCUCCUCAGGCAAGAAUGAAUUUCAUGUUGCUAAAGGAAGUCUCAUAGGAACUUACUGGAAUAACGUUGUUCCCCGGGGAACAGCUUCGGCCACAAAAUGGGCCUUUGUGUUGGCUUCUCCUGCUCCUACCCAGGAUGGAAGCUCCUUGUGGCUGUGCCAGAGCAGCAAGGAUCUGUGUAGCAUCAGUGCCCAGAGUGUGCAGUGCCGCCCCUCCACAGUGCAGUUGCCUCCCGACGCCGAGAUGAGGACCUACGCUGCGUGCCAGGAUGCACUGUGGGCCUUGGACAACCUUGGACAGGUGUUCAUCAGGACGCUUUCUAAGAGCUGCCCCACAGGCAUGCACUGGACGAAACUGGACCUUACCCAGCUAGGAACUGUAAGACUGACCAGUUUGGCAUGUGGAAAUCAGCAUAUCUGGGCCUGUGACUCCAAGGGUGGAGUUUACUUCCGUGUUGGAACUCAACCUCUGAAUCCCAGUCUGAUGCUUCCGGCCUGGAUCAUGAUUGAGCCACCUGUCCAGCCUGCUGGGGUCACUUUGGUCAGCGUCCAUUGUAGCCCCAAUGACCAGAUGCUGUGGGCCUUGGACAGCAGAUGGAAUGUGCACGUACGGACUGGAAUCACCGAGGAGAUGCCUGUGGGGACAGACUGGGAGCAUGUGCCAGGGUUACAGGCCUGCCAGCUGGCAUUGAGCACCAGGACCGUGUGGGCCCGCUGUCCAAAUGGUGACCUCGCCCGCCGCUAUGGCAUCACAGACAAACAUCCUGCAGGGGACUACUGGAAGAAGAUUCCUGGAAGUGUCUCAUGUUUCACAGUGACCUCAUCAGACGAGCUGUGGGCAGUGGGCUCCCCUGGCUAUCUUCUCCAGCGACUGACAAAGACGUUCAGCCAUUCACACAGUACCCAGAAGAACAGCCAGGCAGUCACCUCCCACCCUGAGGACCUGGAGGACGAGUGGGAGGUCAUCUGAAGGAGCCCCAGGCAGCCAGUCAGGGAGGAGCUGAGGCUCUGUGAUGGACGCUGCUGAUCCCCAGUGGCUCGCUUAUGGACAUGCCUCUUCCACCAGGCUGGACACCCACACGGGCUUUCAUCUGUAUUUGUUUCCGUCUCCUCCAGAACUCACAGCCUCAGCCAUGAGCCCGGAGCUGUCGCUGGGGCAGCGGCACCUUUGACAUCUUGCCAAGGUCACCUCCAAGUGGGCGCAGUGGCUGCCGCUGCUCCAUUGCAUGCACUAGUUUCUGUGCACCACAGUAAAUUCUCUUCAGCAACUCCAGAUCCUGGUGUGGGGGCCAACAGGGACACUGCCACAGGCAGAUGAGUCAAAGCCAGGAAGAGUCAGGCACAUGUCCAUACCAGAACCCCAGGCCAAACAGGCCUGCACACAGAGCUCGCAGCAUUGGAUGUGUCUGACAGUGUUGACUUCUCACAGGAACCCUCACAUCUCUCCCAGAGAUACAGGCCACAGUGUGCAUCCCACACCAGACAUCCCAGGUGGGAAGUACCUGUCCAGGAUGGGGUACUGGACUGUGCAGGGUAAGGGUACACACACACUCUCGCCUCGUCAUGUUGCCCACACUCGGGGUAGCUGCCCACCUCCUGCCCACAUGGUCCAUUUAGUCCAGCGCAGGGUGCUAGUCAGACUUGGGGGCUGAACUAAUGUAGAGACAUCUUUGGGAAGAUUUGACUAGUGUGCUAGCGGGUACCCUAAAGCCAGGCACCUCCAGAUGAUCUAGUGAUCACCUCUCCUUUGUCCUGUCACAGACCUGAGUAAGAUACCUCAUCUGAGAUGCAACCUCCAAACAGAAGAUGGGUCUAUCUUCUGGAAACAGUGAAGGUCUUUUGGUCCUUCAGGAGGUUUAUCCUAAGUCCACCUUGUCUUGGCUAUAGCUUUGCAGGCGUGGCCAUCCCCUAUCAUGUUCUCAACCCAAGAGUAGCCAGUGUCUUCAGUGAGCAUAGCACUGACUUCCCCAGCAGGAGCAAACACUGCCUCCUGCUCACAGGUACCAUGUUCCAAUCACAGCUGGGACAGCAGAAUUCUUUCCUCAGGCAUCUGAGCUUCAGGGCAGGCUGUCCACUGUGUGUGUCCUUCCCUGAGCCUGCUGCCCCCCACCCAGGAGGUCCCUGUCACUACUCCACACCGGCUACCUUUUCUUUAGUCCACCUGGUCCGGGCAGUUACUUGAUGUGUGUUUUUCACUAAGCAUGUGUCAGGACCCUAGUACCAGGUCAAGCCCCAGCAGUCAUGAGCAGAGGCUCCCAGGUCUGAGCAAUGCCAGCUGCUGCAAGCCUUGGCUGCACUUUUAUAGAUUCCUUUGUGGAAGACUUAGACAGCAGAGGCAGCCCCACCUGGGCUGCGCCUCUUCUGUGAACGGCGUGCCUUGCCUGGCCCCUCACAAUGGCAGUACCCCCCUAAGCCCGUGGGACAAUAGUGCAAUUAGUUAAACAGACACUUUAAACUACUUUGAGCUUCCAUGCUUUAUAUGAUUUUCUUUUUGGUUUGGUUUUGUUGUGAUGUCCUUUGAGAUCAUGCAGAAUCUUAGACUUUUCUCCAAUGUUGAGUAUAGUGACUAAGCAGGGAGGCCUGCAGAAGCCAAGCCCAGCUCAGCCACACUGCAGCGGAGCACCUCUGCCUGGUCUCAGAACUUGGAUGGUGUUGAGCCAGCUUCCCCGGGUGGUAUAGUGGGCAGUGGCUAUUCCACAGAUGGACACACCCACUGGCAGCCCUAGAGAGAAUGCCCCCAAAGAAAGCAGAAUGAAGGGCUGUCCUCAGACAUCAGCCUUUUGUUAUUGCAUUGAGACAGUUUUAUGAGGCCCAGGCUGGCCUCCAAUUCACCAUGUAGCUAGCCACAGAUGGCUUUUUCUAAUCCUCCUGCCUCCACCUUUCAAAUUCUAGGAUUACAGGUGUGUACCAUAGUGCCCUGCUAAGAUGUCAGUCUCCAUGCAAUGAAGUCUUUGAGUAUAGUUCACUUUCAGAAUCCCCACUGGGAUCUCUCUCUUAGACAGGGGAAUAAUUAAAAUCAUGGUAGUACCCACAUAUACCCCGAUUUACUGCUCAGGUCUCCUAGCUUGUCCCCUCCCAGAAAGGAGAGCAUGGUUAGCCAGUGAGCCUUGGAGAGGUUGGGUACCUUAUUCACAAUCACACAGUGAACAUGGGUCAGGACCUAGCUUGGCGAAUCUGCUGACCUGUGCUGGUGCCAGCAUGACCGGGCCCGGACCACAAGCAGCCAGGCAGCACCCUGCAGUCAGUAUCGGCUUCUAUAGGCACUGCAGGUGGAAGGAGACAACUGCACAGCUGCUGUGCCUACUGUUUCCAUUUAGCACUGGAAACCUGCCUUUGCCUCCCGGAGGGCAAAUGCUCUAUUCACCCAAAUGCUGGGACAACCACACGGAACUCAUAUGGAGAUUUUUACAUAUUAAAGUGUAGAACCUGUAAAUCAGAAAUCCGUGUGGGGCUGGGGAUGUGGCAUGGUAGUGAUGAACUGAGCAUGCACACCACAACACAGACCAGAAACCCUACAUGGACCCAGAGCAUGCCUGCAAGUCCAGCACUCGGGCAGUUGUCAAUCCUGGACCACACAGUAACAAAAACACUAAACUUAGAUUGCCACAAACGUGGUACCCAUGUUGAAUGUUCACUGUAGGGACUUGUCUAAACCUGUAGGCGCAAACAUUUCUGGGAAAGCCACUGAAGGGUCUUCGAUCCAAAAGCCUCACUUUGGCCUCCUGAGCAGCUGUCGAGAACCGUCAGCUGGGACGUGUAUAUACAGUCCUGGCCCAGCACGCUGCUGCCCCUAGGUCCAGUCCUCAGAAUGUCAGCGAAUAAUAGAACAGGGAAGGUGACACUGUCUGUGGAUUUGAACACAGGCCUGUAAGGCCACAGGAUGUAUGCCAGCAGGGGGGCCCACGGGGAUCUCACGGUGAAACUGCUGACCUAUCAGUACAGCAUGGUUUACAGAGAGAGAGGCGGACACUGCGGUGGGGGUGCUUCUUGUGCCUCGCCCUUCAGGAGGGGCAGAGACAAGUUCUCACUUCGGACAAGCAGCUGGCCAGUGAUUCGUUUCCAAGUUUGUGUCUUUUUUAUCCUUUGAAUGUUGAGCCAUGUAAAUGUAUUAUUUAUUUCAAAACUAAAUAAAAUUUACAUUUUAGAAACCCAA